GUUUGGACUCGGAGUUGGACGGAGCAUUCCUCUGGACCAGAAUGUGAAUUAAAUACCACUGUCGGUAUGAGCAUGAGUGAAUUAAUUCUCCCACUGCAAAGGCGUUGCACAUGACAGAGCCUCGCACUAUGGAGGAGACGGCAGGUGUCGUCUGUUGCACCUGAUGUCAUGACGCGUGUGUUGAUAUUCCCUUGACAACCGCGGAUCGGAUACCAAUAUUCAGGGGCCAUCAUGCCCAUCACGCUUCUGUGGGCCGUGGACGUGUACGGCAGGGUGUUCAGCCUCUCCACAGCCGGCCAGCGCUGGGAGCGUGGAGGCGAUAUGCUGCUAGAGCUGAAGCGUGUCACCUCGGGGAAGGGACGCUGCUGGGGCAUCGGCUGUGACCACCAUGUUUACCUCAACAUGAUGCCCAGUGAGACACCCAUCCGCUACCGGGAGGAGACCUAUGAAAACCAGAGGUGGAACCCAGUGGACGGUUUCACUGACACGCUGCUGCCCACCGACCGCUGGCCGUGGAGUGACGUGACUGGGAUGAAUCCUCAACCACUCCACAGCUUCCAGUUGCCCUCCCGCAGCUGGGAGUGGGAGGGAGACUGGUAUGUGGAUCAGAGCUUCGGAGGAGAACCCAGUCAGACUGGGGGCUGGGAGUAUGCAGUCGAUUUCCCGGCCAGCUUCUCCCCAGACAAGAAGUGGAAUUCCUGUGUUCGUCGUAGGCGCUGGAUCCGCUACAGGAGAUACAUCGCACAAGGCUCCUGGGCCAAGAUCCCCCGGGACAAUCCCAAGAAACCUCCGCUGCCGCUCUGUGACAUCAGCUGUGGUGGUUGGGAGAUGAGCGACCAGUCUGGAAGAUAUCCCUACCUCUGGGGUGUGUCCCAACAAGGACAGGUGUGGUUCAGAGAGGGCAUCCACCCUCGGGUCCCAGAGGGCUCCAGCUGGGAAGAGGUAGAAGUGCCCAAAGAGGUGGCUCAGUUAUCAGCUGGUCCUGGAGACCUGCUGUGGGCUUUACUCUGGGAUGGGAAUCUGCUGGUUCGUACCGGUCUCAGCCUGGACAGUCCGACUGGCACAUCAUGGGUAGAGGUGGAAUCACCAGGAAAGGAGAUCGAAGUGCUUCAUGUGGCCGUGGGGGUCAGUGUGGUCUGGGUGGUCACUAAAGACUACAAGGUGUGGUUCAGGCGUGGCGUGAACUCUCACAACCCCUGUGGCUCCGGCUGGAUCAGCAUCGGAGGCGAGAUGAUGAUGGUGGAUGUGGGACUCAAUGACCAGGUGUGGGCAGUUGGUGAGGACCGUGGCCUGUAUUUCAGAAUGGGUGUAACUCCGUCUGAACCAAGUGGGAAUGGCUGGAUUCCUGUUUCUGCCCAAUGGGGCAAUAGUAAAGAGGUUGUUCCACCCAGAAAUGACUGUGAGUUUAGUGGCCAACUGACUGAGGCCUCACAAGGCUCAGUUCUGAGCUGCACUGACUCAGACUCAGAGUUAGGUCCUUCUGACCCACAAAACAGCACUGACACCCCAGUCCUGGAGGCAGCAGCCCCCUCUGUAGUCCCUUUGGGAGGAGCCGACACUUUUACACCUCCCUUGCAGGCAGAGGAUGCUCCCUUAGCUUCCCAACAGGAUGCCCCCAAACCCUUCAUCCCCGCCAGCGACAGCUUCAUCAACAGCCUGGUCUCAGACCGUGACAAAACUUCCACACCGCAACCGACCAUCACAGAGAUACCGCAGGAGGAGGCUGAGGAGCCGUCCCCAGCCCCGAUACUCCUGACCCCUGAGGCUGCAGGACAUGAUAUCCCCUGGAUGAAUGUGGAUCUGGAGGGGGCAGAAGCAGCUCGAAGUGCACAGGCGGCGGGGCUUUCAUUGGCUGAUGGCGGUGCUGCAGCCACCUACACACUGGGGGCUCAGGGUGUCGGAGAAGAGGACGGCCCAGUGUGGACCUGGAUCUCCGGUGGAGGCUGCGAUGUGGAUGCAAAUUCACAGAUCAGCUGGCUUAGCCCCACAGGUCCUCUCACCAGCUCUCUGUCACUGACUCCGGUUCAGUCAGCAGCCUGGAGCGAGCAGCAGCAGCAGGAGCAUAGAGAGGAGAUCGCCAAGAAACCGCUGGAAAGAAGCAACUCUGUGUGGGUGCGUAAAGGUGCGUUGCGUUGGUGGAGAGACUGGAAGCCUCAGCGCUGGGUGGAUGUGGGUGUUGCUCUGGAGCAGUCCACCAAGCCUGAUGGCAGGAAGGACAGCAUUUUCUUUGUCUAUUACAUGCACUAUGAUGAGAAAAAGUACCUUGAUGUGUUUAUAAAUGACGUGACGGCACUGGUUCCAGUGCUCAGGGACUGCCACUAUGCCUUUGCUGUGUACACAGCCCAAAGGACCAAACAGCGGUGGCCUCUGGUCCUGGCAGCACAGACUGAGAAGGACAUGAAUGACUGGUUGUGCCUGUUGUCUGAUUGCUGCUGUGAGUGUCGAGGGAUCACAGGUCCCCCGUCCAGACAGGCCCUGUGGUCCACCACCUCAAAGGGAGACAUCAUGGUCCAUGAGCCGUCCUUCUCCCUGGAGGCUGCUGCAAACACACUGGCCUGUGACCUCAUGUUCUGGCGGCACGUCCCGGGACACCUGCGCUGUGUAGAGUCUAACAGUCUGGGGCUGGUGUGGGGCAUCGGGUGGGACGGCACCGCCUGGGUCUACAGUGGGCGCUAUGGGCAAGAGCCAUCCCCGGGAGAUGCCGUUCAGAUGCAGCAGCAGACUGAUGUCAGGAGUGUACAUGUGUAUGAGAAUCAAAGAUGGAACCCUAUGACAGGAUAUACAGACAAAGGACUUCCUACAGACCGCCCCAUGUGGAGCGAUGAAAGCGGCUUGAAAGAGUGCACCAAAGGCAACACACACCCACCCUCCCCUCAGUGGUCCUGGGUGUCAGAGUGGGCUGUGGACCACAAUGUCCCUGGAGGAACAGACAAAGAGGGCUGGCAGUAUGCUGCAGACUUCCCUGUGACGUUUCAUGGCCACAAAACCAUGAAAGACUUUGUCAGGCGCAGGAGAUGGACGAGGAAGUGUAAGAUCACUUUGAGAGGUCCGUGGCAGCAGGUCCCACCCAUCCCGCUGAGUGACAUCUCUCUGAUGCCAUGUCUGGCUCAGAGCAGGAUGGAGCAGGUCCCUCUCUGGGCCCUCAAUGACAAGGGAGAUGUCCUGUGUCGACUGGGAGUCAGCCCCCAAAACCCAGCGGGCAGCUCCUGGCUACAUGUAGGCACAGAUCAGGCCUUCAAGUCCAUCUCCAUAGGUGGAGCCAACCAGGUGUGGGCCAUCGCCAAGGAUGGAGCCGUGUUCUACAGAGGAUCAGUGUCCCCACAAAACCCUGCAGGGGAAUGCUGGUACCACAUCCCUUCUCCACCAAGGCAGACCCUGAGGCAGCUGUCUGUGGGCCGGACCUCUGUCUUCGCUGUAGAUGAAAGCAGUAACCUGUGGUACAGACAGGGCCUCACCCCGAGCUACCCUCAGGGCUCUGCCUGGGAGCUUAUCUCGAACAACGUCACCAAGGUUUCUGUGGGACCGUUGGAUCAGGUGUGGAUCAUAGCAGACGGGGUUCCAGGCUUCCCUGCGGAGACUCCGGGAGCUGUCUGCCACAGGCUGGGGGUGGGACCCAUGCAACCCAAGGGCCAGUCCUGGGACUAUGGUAUAGGGGGAGGGUGGGAACACGUCAGUGUGAGAGGGAACUCAGCAGAGGCUCCACGUGCCCCCCAUCCUCCUCCACCUGCUGGACCCCCACGUAGCCCGCUCCCCCCGCGACCUCCAACACAAGUGAACGGGAACGCCGUGGGUGUGUAGCACCUGCCCAUCACCUCCUCCCCCUGCCCCAGCCCUGUUUGUGCCUGGAUCUACAUUUGUCUCCUCAGACCAUUCCCACAGGCUCUUAUCCCUUCAUGCAAGGGGAAUGCACAAUCACUCCACUGAGUUUAUAUUGUAUAUUUCGGUUGGAUUUGACUCUUGAUCGAUGGAUGAAUGUUACUCCCUGGCUUGUUUCCCUGGCAGAAACCAUGCCAGUAUGCAGUGAUGACCAAACAGAAAGGGGAGCACAGGAGCAUUUAAGUAGGAUGGAUCUUGAGUGCAUGUGUUUGCUCUUACUAGGCUUUGGCUACUGGGUGUUUUGGGAUCUAGCAAUAGCUUUUAUUCUUAUAUACAGUAUCCUGUGAAAACCCAAGAGGGUGGGACUUCGAUAAAGGGCUAAGGCUUGGGUACCAAACUAACUCGUCUUCAAACGUACAAUCCCGCUGUAGCCUAGAUUGUCUUGGUUUAUAGAAUCUUGUUGUUUUGUUUGUGUUUGUGUCUGUUUUGCCUGUCAUACAUUUGCAUGUGAUUUUAUUAUCAUUUAUUUAUUUAUUUAUUCAUCUAUUAUGCAUUUGUUGAAUUUUGUUUCUCCAUUGGUUUUGGCCUAUUAUAUGUUUGCAAUGGCGUGUUUUCCGCCCACAUCGCUAUGUCCAGCCUUCCUAAUAUUGAGGGCGUUUUUCAAAAGGACUGGCACAAUUUAAGAUACCAUGUGAAAAUAUGAAUUCAGAUAAUACCUCUCUAUCCUCCUGCAACGAGGACAAGUUCUUCCUGUUAGUAUCAUACCCAUCUACAUAACUGCUAUGACCGUGACUGUUGAAACUGCACAGCAGGUCUGAAUGUCACCGUGACUGGACAUUCAUCUUACAAGGGCAUUGAAAUGUGAAAUAAAAUUAUAAAAAUGUUGCUGCAUGUUCUGAUGUCAUUUCAUAAUAGAUUUGGAAAACAGCAGCAUGUGGGCUAACAGCAGUGAAUCAUUCACCUUUUAUUUAAUUAAUUUGACUGUGAGUGUUUCCUUCUGAGAAAUGUUGACUCUUCUUUAGAGAGCGAGAGAAAUGACUAAUCUGUGAUACUGCAUUUAAUUUGUUUUUGAAAUAAGCCCAAAGUGCCACUUGUAUUGACACUAGCACCACAACUGGAUUAAAGAUCCCCAGCCAGA
Messenger RNA from Seriola aureovittata, 4954 nucleotides. RefSeq names its product tectonin beta-propeller repeat containing 1b (gene tecpr1b). The transcript has 26 exons. Gene Ontology annotation, cellular component: membrane. Lineage: Eukaryota; Metazoa; Chordata; Actinopteri; Carangiformes; Carangidae. Bases 232 to 3798 code for a protein of 1188 amino acids. The record is from RefSeq and is a predicted model, not a curated record.